This is a messenger RNA of Macrosteles quadrilineatus (aster leafhopper), 1763 nucleotides long. RefSeq names its product major facilitator superfamily domain-containing protein 8-like. The record is from RefSeq and is a predicted model, not a curated record. Gene Ontology annotation, biological process: transmembrane transport. Lineage: Eukaryota; Metazoa; Arthropoda; Insecta; Hemiptera; Cicadellidae. Gene Ontology annotation, cellular component: lysosomal membrane. The transcript is spliced from 10 exons. The coding region runs from base 140 to 1675 and encodes 511 amino acids. Gene Ontology annotation, molecular function: transmembrane transporter activity.
UUUGCCUUAGUUUGCAUUAAUUUGUAUUGUUCUAUUUUGUUUAACAAAUGAUAACCUUAAAUAAAUGUAAACUGGGCCUGGGAUCACCGUUGUAUGGUGGUUUGAAGUAGUGGUAGAUUAUUGGUUAUUGUUACUCAAAAUGGAAAGUGAAAAACAUGAGUUAAACAGCGAGGGAAAUGCAACCAACAUCAAACUGCUGGAGACAGAAGAUGAGUACAAACAGAGAUGGAACUCAAUACGAACUAUGUACUUCACCAUGUUCCUAAUGGCCUUAGGCUUCAGUGUAGUUUUGACAGGAGUAUGGCCCUACUUGGAUGAGCUGGAUCCAACAGCAGGCAAAGAGUUUAUGGGAUACGUUGUGGCCGCUAAUCCUCUAGCCCAGAUGAUCUUCUCCCCGUUGGUCGGUUGGUGGGGUAACCGCCGAGGCUCCGUCCGGCUACCAUUGGUCAUAUCUCUGCUCAUCUUUACUUUCGCCAACGCUGCCUAUUCGAUGCUCGAGGUGGUUCCUUCCUACAGGAAGUAUUGGAUGUUGCUGUCUCGGUUUUUCAUUGGUGUCAGUUCUGCCAAUAUUGCAAUUUGCCGGUCUUACCUGUCCGCUGCUACCAAACUCAACGAGAGGACCCAGGCUGUAUCUAUGGUGUCGUUAGCUCAAGUCCUUGGAUUUAUCGUCGGUCCAGGGCUGCAGGCUGCGGUUACACCCCUUGGGGAGCAAGGGAAGGUUCUAUUCAAGGGGUGGAUUACGCUUAACAUGUACACGGCUGCAGGGUGGAUCAACGUAUUGCUCGGAUUGUUCAACGCAAUUUUAUUUUCUCCGUUUUACUUCACUGAGAGAUACAUCGCAGCAAGAGAAGCUAUGAUAAUGGUCGGAGCUAAAUCAGAAAAAGCUGCAUGGAAAGGCUGCAAACCCGACUACCUGUGUGCUUGGACGAUGAUCAUUGCGUUCUUCAUCCUAGUGUUCAAUUUUGUCCUUCUUGAAACACUAGGCACCUCUUUGACAAUGGAUCAGUUUGCCUGGACCAAAUCCCAAGCGUUGUCCAACAUCGGCAUUCUUCUGUCUGCCGGGGGAGUGAUAGCUUGUGUAGCCUUCGUCCUCAUCAAGCCACUGUGCAAACACUUUAAUGAGUGCCGGGUGUUGGUGUGGGGAGGAUUUUUCUUGAUGGUUUUGGGAAGGGCUGUGUACAUACCAUAUGGAAAUGAUCCCCCAAUCAUUGCCUAUCCUACAAUGAAUGACACAGAACCUGUAGGAUGCCCUGUCAAGCAGGAUUGGUGUUCCUACACUCCUAAGAUGACCUUGGAGCAGUUCUUGCUCGGGUUCAUCCUAACAACCAUCGGAUACCCGGUGGGAAUCACUCUCAUUCAGACAAUAUUCUCAAAAAUCCUAGGACCCAGACCUCAGGGAGUGUGGAUGGGUCUGAUGACCGGAUCGGGUUGUCUAUCCCGAGUUCUAGGGCCAGUGUUCGUGUCCUAUGUCUACACGAGGUACGGCACCGUGUGGACUUUUGUCCUCACCACUGCUACGAUGUUGGCAGCCCUUCUGUGGCUACAGUGGCUCUCGGGCCGGAUCAAUCACGCCGUGACACACAUGGUGAAUGGGGCACAACCUCGCGCACCAGACAUUGACUGUGAAAUGCUUGACACUAUCAGUGAAGUUCCACUCAAUGUUAUUUCCAGAUAGCGAUAGUUUACCAUGCUCGCUGCAUGGAACAGACUGUUUAGCUUAAUUGUGAUAUGACUGAACAAAUUUAUAAUUUUAUAGUUUUUAA